Messenger RNA from Anguilla anguilla (European eel), 5777 nucleotides. RefSeq names its product mastermind-like domain-containing protein 1. The record is from RefSeq and is a predicted model, not a curated record. Gene Ontology annotation, biological process: regulation of transcription by RNA polymerase II. The transcript is spliced from 5 exons. Gene Ontology annotation, cellular component: nuclear body. NCBI's taxonomy places the organism in Eukaryota, Metazoa, Chordata, Actinopteri, Anguilliformes, Anguillidae. Bases 353 to 3322 code for a protein of 989 amino acids.
UACUCCGCCUCCGGAGUCAGGAAGCCAGAGAGGGCGAGCUCGUAAGUGGCCGCGUUGUGUGGAGAUUGAUACAGUCAUUGUAUCAUUAUUAUACGAAUACUGCUACCGUGGGGAUGAACUUACAUGAUACUUAAAGAGAACAUAAGAUUCGAUUUAUUUCGCUCAGUUUUAAUUGUUGGACCCCCUUCCCAUUCCCCCACAACAGGUCAAACAAACUGUGUGGUUUAUUUAUUUUUCAGUUUAAAUCAACAAUUCUUUAGGAUCCUGUUGCUUUAAUUUCUUUGUGUGGAGAUUCACAUAUCGAAACAAAAGUGGAUUUAACAGAAGCCGCGUUGACCAACACCACUCCAAGAUGCUCUUGGUGUCCCAGCGGCUAGACGCACCUCGCAUGGAGCCACUACUGCCUGGAUCGGUGAAGAGGAAGCUGGCUGCGGCUGAGAACUCGGGAGAGGUGAACGGGGUCUCCGACGGGCCCAUGAUCCAGGGAAACGGCAAGCGUCUCUGCCUGGAGGAUGUCACUCUGGCCAUGGGCCCCGGCUUCCAGCACCCCCCUUACUCCUCGGGGCCCGGGGUGGGAGGCCACAGCGCGGUCAUGGAGGGCAACGGACUGAAUAACAAUGGCCUGGGGUCCCCGUAUGCCAUGCCCCCCAAAGCCAGCCCUGGCUCCGCCGCGGGGGGUGGAGGAGGGGCCGCGCACGGGGGCAUGCUGCCCUCCUUCAACCCCAACGGGAACAGCUCGGCGCCCUCCGUGGAGCAGGAGCUGCAGGACAUCCUGGACGAGCUCACCAAGAACCCGGACCCGUCCCUCACCGAGCUGGACAUCGAGAAGAUCCUGGGGAACAAGGGCGACGAGCAGGCGGGCGGCGCGGGGGGGUUCAUGCACCCCGAGGGCAGCGGGACCCCGAAGCGCUCCCCGCAGAGGCCCUCUCAUCUGGAGAGCCACCUCACCCGCUCCCCAGGCUUCACGCAGGCCGCGGCCGCCGGCUCCCCCCAGGUGGGGCCCAGCCCGCCCUACUCGCUCCCCCACCCGGCCAAGCCCGUGCCGUCGCCCCUCUCCGCCUCGCCGCUGUCCUCCUCGGCCCAGACGCAGAGCCAGGCGCGCUCCCCGAUGCUGUCGGCGGCGCUGUCCAACCGGGCCGGCUCCGCUUGGCACGAGGUCUCCCGCGCCCAGCAGCUGCAGCAGAUGGCCUCCAACAGCAAGCACAUGUCUGCGGGCACGGCCCCGCCCCCGCCCCAGCCCUCGCCCUGGACCGGGCCCUCCCCGCCCUACCGGCCCAGCGAGAAGCUGCCCAGCUCGUCCCCGCACCAGCAGCCCUUCAGCCCCGCCGGGAGCAUCCAGAGCCCCCAGAGCGCGCUCAUCUCCGGCAUGGCGCCCGCGCCGUCCGCCGGGCCCUCCCCGCCCUACCGCCCGGAGAAGCUGGCCAGCCCCGCCCUGGCGCAGCCCCCGUUCAGCCCGCAGGGCGCCCUGCUGGCCAGCGCCGCGCCCGCGGGAGGGGCCGGCGGCUCCGCCCAGAGCUCCCAGGCCGGCUUCCUGCCCAACAUGCCGCCCUCGUCGGGGAGCACGCGGCCCUCCCCCCCCUACCGGACGGACAAGCACUCCAGCCCCACGGUGCAGCAGCAGGCCCCGCAGCAGCAGCAGCAGCCUCCGCUGCCGCCGCAAGCGCAGACUCACUCCUUCAGCUCGCAGAACGGGUCGGCCAGCAUGGCCAGCCAGCUCUUCAAGGCCAUGACCUCCGGCCCGCCCAGCAGCCUGAAGCUGCUCAUGCAGCAGCAGCAGCAGCAGCAGCAGCAAAACCAGCCGUCUGCGCAGCCGCAGUCCCAGCCGCAGCUGCCCCCGGCCGCGCACCAGGCCAUAAGCAAGGCCGGGCCGGGGCAGGACCCCUACUCCUUCAACAACACCAAGCCGCUCCGCCACUUCGACCCCGAGCCGCCCGCCCAGAAACUCGGGCCCUUGGUCCCGGGACAGGGAUCCUUGGGUCACUACCCGGGGCCGAACAUGCAGCAGGCGCCCCCGGUGGCGGGAGCGGGACACUCGCAGCUCCUGCAGCAGCAGCAGGAGAUGCAGCAGCGCAUGCAGAGGAGCAUGCAGGCGGGCGGGAUGGCGCCCCACAGCAGAGCGGAUCAGAGUCCUGGGAUGGUUCCUCGGCUCCAAGACCCUUCUGCUGUGCCUCGCCCUACGCAGAGCAGCAACUACAACAUGCUGCUGAAGAGCCAGCUGAUUAAGAAACACAUCCUACAGCAGGAGAAGCAGAGGCAGAUGGAGCAAAUGAACGGAGGCCAGAUGUCAGACUGCCAGCAGGUGGUGCCAUUUCAAGGUGUUGGCCGUUCCCUCCCCUCAGAGUGCGGAUUCCCCAUGGGGACGCCCCCAGCCAACCCCGCCAUGCUGUCCCACAGCCCCAUGCUGUCCGGCCGGAUGGGGGCGCUCAACCAGCCUGGCCGCGGCGGUGGAGCCUUCAUGGGCAACGCAGGCCCCAAGCCGGCCCUUUAUCACCAAGAGUUUAGUGUGCCCCUUCAGCCAGGCCAGGGCAUGAUGGGAAUGGGUGUACCUCCUCGGCAGCCCAUGCACCACAGCCAAGCUCCAGCCCGGUCGGGAAUGCCGGGCCCGUCCUUCCAAGGGGGGCCCUUACAGCCUCAGCACCUUCGACACGCGCUCCACCAGGGCGGCGCUCUCCCCCGCAUGGUGUUCAACCCCCAGCAGCCGUCGCAGCCGCAGUCACAGUUGUGGCAGCAGCAGCAGCAGGGGCACCCGCGCAUGGGCUGCGAUACGCACAUGGACCCAGGGCUCCACCAGCAUGCGUUCCCGGGCAGGGGAGCAGGCGGAGGGCCCCCGCAGUUCUCCCAGCAGCCCCUGCGCUCCGGCAUGCCCGCAAACUUCACCCCCCACCAGACUGGGGCUCCUCCCCCAAACCAGGUGGCCCCCAAUCUGCCUGGCAGGCACAUGCAGAAGCUGCCUCCUGGCCACCCCCACCCCUCCAUGGCCCAGCAGGGCUUGAGGCCCCGUGGCCCCUUGUCUGCCAUGGCAGUGAUGAAGCCAGUACCCCUUGGGAUGGUGCCACCUGCCCACGGGAUGGCUCCGCCCAGCUACUCCUCCUCCAGCAAGCACCCGCUUGGGAUGGGGUACGGCAGUGGCAACCCAGGACAUAAACUUCCCGCGUACGAGUGUGCCCAGCACCAGAGCAACGGGGGCAUGCCUGGGGUGCCGGGAGGAGGUGGGGGAGGGGGGACAGGCGAGGUGGACUUCAUAGAAACGCUAGUGGGGUCCAACGAGGACUGGCUGAACAAUCUCACCAUGAUUGAUGAGUACCUGGAACAAAACUCAUAGUAGGCCCCCAUGAGCACCUUUGCAUGGGGAGGUUUCCAGGGACAUGGUUGUGUUUCCGGAAUGUUCUGAGCCAUACACGAUGGGACGUCGUGUGAAUUUGGUAAAGAGCGAUGCACUGCAAAUGCCCCCAAUCUGGACCUUUACCCUCAGGCCACUCCCUCCCUCCACUGGUCAGUCCAGGGUGGGGAAUGCGGUCACACACACAAAGACGGACGGACAGAGGGAUGUCCUCUGAAUUCUGUAACCACGGCCAUCGAGACAAAGCUCCUCAUUCAGUUAUAUCUGCAAGGUGUGUUGAGCAGGAAGUGUAGCAGGUCUCAGAGGUAUCUGGCCCAGAAGGGAAUACACACUGAUCAGAUCCAUGUACUGUAGAUGUAAGCGUACUCCUGAUGCAAUUCACAGGCAACACCGAUUCCCAUGGCUUCCUUUGUUUCCCGGCAAAUCAGCUUAAAUUACCAAAGGAGGUCUAAUUAAUCACUUUGGGCAGACCAGGCAUGUGUUACACUUCAGUGUUUUGCCACAGUGUCUUUUUAAACGUCAAACAUUUUUGUAUUAUGAAUGGAUUCAUUAUUUGACAUUUGUUGUGACUGAAUGUCUUACACCAUUUUAGUUUGUUCACAGACCAAAAUAGACACAAAAAUGUAAUCUCAGUAAAGGAUGUACUGAAUGAGGUUUGAUACUCUGUGCUUCUCGACUGUACAAUGAUGUAAACUGCUGUGUUUGGUAUGGUCUUUUCUCCCUGCUUCUUCAUCAGUGGAAACUUCCCAGCUGAACUGACAGCAGUUAAAAAUUGGCUUGUGUUGAUCAACUCAAAAGUGAUGGUCCUGUGGUUCAGAUUGAUAAGGUUCCCAUAGGCUCUUGUCACCUCAAUUGAUGGCUAAGUAUGAUGAUCCUGGUUGAGCUGCUUUGCUUUUCACACAUAGCAUCCUCUCAACUGUGAUUGGCUAGGGUUCCCAUGUGAUGCCACUCUGCCAAUCAUGUCUGAAAACAGAAGUGAAAAACAUGAGAGAGGCAGUUAAUCUGCAAUCUAGAAAACUGCAGGUGUACCAAUGGGAGAGGAAGGAGAUCUGCCAUUGUGGUCCUGGCAGUUCUAGAACUGUUUAGUCUCAUGUUUUUUUUUUUAUCGUGAGUGGAGGGAAGUUGGUCUGCAAGGGGCUUGUACAUAAUAAACUAUUUUGUAAAUUAUGUUUUCCUAAUCUAUAACAUAUUAAAAAGGAGAAGUACACAUAUUUAUACUUCUUUUUGUGCAAAUGAAUUCUGAAGGUUUCCUUUGUAAAUAGAAAUGAAAAUAAAAACAACAAAAAAAACAGUGGUGUAAAAAAAAGCAUUGAUAUAGCUUACAAUUAAAUCUGUUUUACAAUAGGAGAAUCCUUUAUUUUAAUUUGUUUUGAAUAUGCAGACAAUACAGUUAGUUUUUCAGUAAUACUGUGUAUUACAGUGUUGGAAUAUUUGUUAUGUUUUUGACAUAACACUGCUCCUGGUACUCUGGUUUGGCCCAGGGUUCUAGAUUGCGAUGGAAAGAAUCUGGAGAUUGCGGUUUAUGGCAGUACCCUAGUGACACAAAAACCCAUCCCCAGGCCCACACUCUGCACCCAACACCAGUUUGAGGUCCAGGAUCACCUGAAUUACUCUAUUAAAGUCGUCUUUUGUAUUCAUCCUUGACCCCUAAACUCCACCCACACCACUGGCUGGGUUUCCCAAGCCUACCAGCACAACUGUUGUGUCUGAAGAAAAACACACUACACCCUCAAGAGAAAUGACUGAUCAAGCAUCUCACAGACAUGGAUACCACCUGUCUCUUAUUACUUUGAUGAAGACAGAAAGGUACCUCAUAUGGCAAAGACUGUAAUAUACUAUUUGCAAAACUGCAAAAGUACAUGUAUCACAGACAUAGGUCUGUGGCUGUGGUUGGAGACCCUGGGAACAUUCCGCAGCCAUGCAAAUGCAUUGGAUGGCAUAUUUCCAAAUAGGGGACACUACUGAAACAUGGGGUCAGGGAUUUCAGCUUGGGGUGAACUGCAAAAGCGUUGAUAUUUCUACAUCCCUCCGCACACUGCCUCCAUUGUAAUACAGAGGUAACGUGAGUAAGCACUGUACGUCAAUUUAAAUUAGCACCUGCGCUCCAUAUUUUAUCUUGCACAAAGCGUGUAAUUGUCACUCAGAACUACGCUAUUUUUGGUUGAAGGUGAUUUGAAUUUCAGACGCUGAAUAAAAGUACCAAUGGAUGCAGCGUGCCAGAACUUAAAGUUAGCUGGCUGUUCUAGAAAAGGUCCUGCCAUACACAGUUCCCACAAUCCUUUUCCGCAGUUCGCCCUAACCCUAGGGUGUCCCUUCUCUUUUGGAUCUGUAACCAAGGAGAUUAUUAUAAGCCAUUACAGUUUGUGAAUAUCUGUGAUUUAUUUUAUUUUUGUCUUGAUAUUUUUUAGAUUUUAAAAAAUAAAACUGUAUAAAUGGA